Messenger RNA from Kwoniella botswanensis, 408 nucleotides. RefSeq lists its product as uncharacterized. Lineage: Eukaryota; Fungi; Basidiomycota; Tremellomycetes; Tremellales; Cryptococcaceae. Bases 1 to 408 code for a protein of 135 amino acids. The record is from RefSeq and is a predicted model, not a curated record. The transcript is spliced from 4 exons.
AUGUCCUCAUCUACCUCCUCAACACCCAACAAGUCCACCUCUUCUUCACCUACUAUAACGCCCUUGCACGAUCCAAAGCAUCAAGCCAAGGUGAUCGCUCCCAGUAAACCUCUGGGAACCGCUAAUGCAAACAUCGUCCCUGGACAAAUGACCGAACUCUCGAAAGCAGGUGCUGGAUUGGGUCAAAAAGCCUUAUUAGCCAAACGAUUCGCUAAAGCCAAUAAACCAACAGUAUCACCCACCGAUCAACUUCAAUCUCCUUGUACAGCUAAAUUAGCAGGUGCUAAACAACGUCAUUUUGCCAAGGGCAAACCAGCUUCUUUAGCUCAAUCGUUUACCGCCAUAAGAGAUUCAGCAGGUGCAGCACCAUCAACAUCGGCUUCAAAAAAUACCAAAAUUGAUUUUUAG